AAAAAAAACGGUCUCCGUUUUCUGAUCUGAAUCGGAGCCGGAACUCCCAGACGACGAUCGGAAAUGUCGAGGAACAUAGCAGAAGAGCUUAGUGAAGACGAAAAGAAGGCCUUACGAGGCAGCAAGUUCGCACCUCUCCCAUCUCUACCUCCUCCUCGAUCCCAACCCAGGCUGGCUCAUCCAGGGGGUCCGUUGACGACGAACAAGGCGGCGGCUUUGGCCAAGUUUCUGGAGCGAAAGCUGCAGGAUCCGAAUGGAUUGGACUCCAUCAAUCCACAGCUAGUUGAGAAAGCUGUUCAGAAUGCGAAACGCACCGUUUUUGCAAGUGCGGCUUCUAAUUCUCAGGGGAGAAUACGACAUGUCAGCUCUUUUGGUGAAUCUGUGGAUGAGGACCCUCUUGAGCAAGAAGAGGGAAAUGUGGGGAACUGUGAGACCAAGAAGAAGAAAAAGAAUAGGAAGAAGAAGAAGAACAAGCAAAAGGUUGCUAGUGAGAAAUGUGCCGUUGAUGGGUAAUGGAGGGGGGGGGGGGUGCUGUGGUCGUGAAGCCGAAAAAUAAGAAGUUAAAAUUGUGAUUGGAAGAGAUUGUGAUAUACAUUCGGUGCAUGGAACGGGAUAGUGGCUUCAGAAAGGUAGUUGUGGAAGAAGUUUGGAGUUGAUGGCUUGUAUACCACAUCGUUAUUGCCAGUACAAGGUACACGAAUUCCAUAGGAUUGUUGUACACUUUAGACAUUAGAAUCAAGGGCAGCAGAGAAUACAAUCUCCAUUGAGACAUGAAUUUCUUUUGUUUCUCAUUUAGAUGGGUGAGGUGUGUUCCUCAUUGUUAUAGGUCAGUUAAUUUAAUUGAUCCCUGAGCAAUUGAUAAAUUUUUUGCAAGCGUUAAUUCUUAAUUGCAAUUUUCCUGUAUGCCUCACCACAGUUGCGUUCAUUUUCGAUUUGAGAUA
Argentina anserina (silverweed cinquefoil) is the source of this 941-nucleotide messenger RNA. RefSeq lists its product as uncharacterized. The record is from RefSeq and is a predicted model, not a curated record. Lineage: Eukaryota; Viridiplantae; Streptophyta; Magnoliopsida; Rosales; Rosaceae. The transcript is spliced from 5 exons. The coding region runs from base 64 to 513 and encodes 149 amino acids.